UACGUUAUUCAAAUUUUGACUGCAAUUAUGACAUAAUCAACAGCAAUAGUGUCAUAGUUAUAUUAUUCAUGUUUAUUUUAUAGUUUACUCCUUUUUUAGAUAAAUGUUCGAUUUUAUAGACAAUGUUAGAAACGAAUUACUAGAAGAAUUUAUAGAAGUACUUGAUAUCAUAUCGCUGGAAAGUUUAAGCUUAUAUGAAAGAAUAACAGAAAAUCUAAUUUUAGUAUUAAGAACAAAAUUUAAGAAACCUAGAUGCGGCGAUCAUUUUUUAGUAUGAACUAGGUUAUUUAUACUAUAUUAUAUUUUAUUAAAUAAAAUUUUCCGUGGUGAUCAAUAUUUAAUUAAAGUAAAAUAUGGAAGAAGAUACGCCAGUUAUAGGAACUGAAGAGGGGGUUGUCGAGGGGGAAGCAGUUAUAACUGGAGAUGAAGCCGCAGCACACGAAGAAAUCGGUGGAGAAGGACACGAAGAAGUAGAAGGCGAACAGCUUGAAGGGGAAGGGAUAGAAAAUGAAGAUAAAGAAAAUAUAAUUGGAGAAGGUGAAGAGGUUAUGGGCGAAGAGGAAGAAAAGGGUGAAAAAAAAGAGGGAGAGGAGGAGGAGGGUGAAAAGAAAGAAGAAGAGAAACCCCCAGAAGAACAGGUGGAGGAAGAGGAAGGAUAUGUAGAGGAGCCCCCACCUGAUCCCGCAGCGCCAUUUGAGUUUAGUGAUUCCAAAGAAGCUCUCAAAGAACCUUUCCAGUUACGGCUUGACCAAUUGGCAGAAGUUGAACAACUUUGGGAGCUAUAUCAAAAUUAUACACCAGCUUACACAGAUAUUAAAGGACAUAUCACAGAAAAAGAACUGGUAUAUAUGUUAAAGUGCCUUCUUCUUAUGACGCAUACACCGGAGCAGUUACAGGAAUUAAUAGCCUUUUGUGUAAGGCCACCGCAUCCUGAAGGGCACAUUUCUUUUGAACAAUUUGUCAAAAUGGUAACGAUAAGACAACGGGAUUUCAAUGUUGAAGACGAGCUACGAGCUGCGAUGCGAGUUCUUGACCCUGAUAUGACAGGCGCAGUAGAUAGAGCAUAUUUAAGGGAAGUUCUCUCUAAGCAAGGUCACAAAAUGCCGCAAAAGUUAUUAGAUAAUCUCAUAAAGGAAGUAGACAUGUCUAAUGAUGGCACAAUAGGUAUUGAUGACGUUGUGGGCACAAUGGGAAUCGAUCUUAAUAAGGAGGACUUGGUGAUGUUAAUGGCUGCAAUCUACCCUGAUGGACAACCACAAGCGGACGAAGAGGCGUAAUAAAAAAAUUAAGUUUCUAUAAACACUUUGUAAUAAUUUAAGUAUUAUAUAGAUAAAUUAUUGGUAA
Messenger RNA from Manduca sexta (tobacco hornworm), 1344 nucleotides. RefSeq names its product cilia- and flagella-associated protein 251. Gene Ontology annotation, molecular function: calcium ion binding. The transcript has a single exon. The record is from RefSeq and is a predicted model, not a curated record. NCBI's taxonomy places the organism in Eukaryota, Metazoa, Arthropoda, Insecta, Lepidoptera, Sphingidae. Bases 354 to 1277 code for a protein of 307 amino acids. Gene Ontology annotation, cellular component: cytoplasm.